This is a messenger RNA of Phytophthora sojae, 291 nucleotides long. RefSeq lists its product as hypothetical. The annotation marks the transcript as partial. Lineage: Eukaryota; Oomycota; Peronosporomycetes; Peronosporales; Peronosporaceae. The record is from RefSeq and is a predicted model, not a curated record. The transcript is spliced from 2 exons.
CAGGCUCGUAGCCAUGGCCGUGCGAGGCUACCACCGGCCCUCCUUGAUCGUAAUGGACAGAUCCACUACCACGUGGAACGCUGGGAUGCAGAGAGCCUGCAAAACGAAGAUCAUGGAGCUCAUGGAGCGCGGCGAUCGGACCGGCGGCUCCAUGGCAAGCUCCAGCUGCUCGUAAAGUGGAGGGGCUACCCUGAGUCGGAUAACUCGUGGGGGCCCGUUGAGCAGCUCCAGGCAGACUGCCCGAAGGCUGUUGUGAUAUGCGACGAGAAGCAACGGCAACUUCGUAAGUAG